GGCGGAGACUGACCUUACUCGUAGUAGUGACCUGAGUGAUUGACUUGAGUGACUGGCCUGAGUGAUUGACUGGGAAAUUUAUUUGGCUUCUGCUUAGAAACCCUACCCUUCCCUUAUCUUCUUCUUCUCCCAACAACACACUCACACUCACACUCACACUCACACUCACACUCACACACUCUCUCUCAUACUACAUAAACACAACUCCUUCCCUCCUCCCCUCCUCCCCUCCUCCCCUCCCCCCACUUCGACAAUUCAACAUUCGUCUUUUCUACUCCGUACACCCCUCUCUUCAUUCUCCCCUACCUCCCGAUCACACACCGCACACACCUCUUCUUCCCCUCUACCGCUCAGUCGUGAUCCAACCCCACCAUGGCCCCACGUACCCUCCUCCUCGCGCCGCCUUCCAUAUCCGCACAUCCAGAAGUCCUCGACAGAGUAUACGAGAGCCAUGAUCGCUCCUCCACCGACCUGCAGAUGCUCGACCGUAUCGCCGCCGACCUAGUCCAGCUCCCCGCCUCCACAUACGACUCCGUCCUCCUCCUCACAGACGCCGACGGUACCACCCGCGAGAGCCACAAACUAUUGGGUCGCCAUGUCAUGCCCAAGGUCGCAGCUGCCCUCAAGCCUGGCGGUAUCCUCAAGAGCCAGGAUGGCGUCUUUGGGGUCACCGACGGCGCCGAGAAGACCGAGGCCAUCCUCGCCGGACUGAUUGCCGGCAUUGAGGGCAUGAUGAAGCCUGAGGAGGUCGAGAGUGUGAUGAUCCCAUUGAAAUUUGGAAGGAAGAAGAAGGAAGCGAUCGGUAUCCUGAAUGGAGCCACGAACGGUUCCUCCAACGGCAAUGGUGCAGUCAAAGAGGUCAAUGGCACAAAUGGCUCCAACGGAUCGCACACGGUAAACCCAGAUGGCUCAGUGCCAUUGAGGUUGAAUGCGAAGCCUUUGAACUCAAAUGGGAAGCGCAAGUCUCCCGAGGUCUCCAGGCCCGUCCAGCCCUAUGCUGUCGGUUUCGUCGACUUCAGCGACGACCUAGACGAUCCCAUCAUCACCGGCGAAGAUGAUGAUUUGAUCGACGAGGAUGACUUGCUCACCGAGGAGGACAAAUUGGGCGGCAUCGUACAGCCCCCCGAGUGUCGCCCCAAGGCAGGAAAGCGCAGACGUGCGUGCAAGGACUGCACCUGCGGCCUGAAGGAAAAGAUCGAAGCCGAAGACGCCGAGAAGCGCACCGCCGCGGACACCGCCCUCAAUACGCUGAAGCUGGGCGAGGAUGACCUGGCCGAGGUCGACUUCACAGUGCAAGGGAAGGUGGGGAGCUGCGGCAAUUGCGCACUCGGAGACGCGUUCCGCUGCGACGGCUGCCCUUACAUCGGACUGCCAGCGUUCAAGCCCGGCGAGGAAGUCAGGCUCUUGAACAACGACAUCCAGCUAUAGAGACCACGAUGACGACUCUUUCUCUCACUUCUCCUUGUUUGCAAAUACCUUUUUCUUUAACGAACACAUCAUUCCAUCUGGAUUGGAGCAUAGGUCAAGACGGUGGCAUGAUAUCAUCAUCAUUAUUAGGUCGGUCGGUCUGGAUACUUCAAGAUUGCAUGGGUCACUGGCGCAAGGUGUUCUCGAUUUUUCUUCUUCUCAACACCAACAUCUGGACAUAAACGGGGUAAGGGGGUUCUUCCCCCUCCAUUGUUUUGAGGUUCACCGAGUACUUUUCAGGCGAUAUCGAAACCCGGUAAAUAGUCUUUGUUCCAAAAGCAAUGUACUCACAAUGCGAGGUAUAUAUAUAUAUAUGUAAUACCCUCUUCCAAAAUUCCACUAC
Molecule: messenger RNA, 1810 nt
Organism: Aaosphaeria arxii CBS 175.79
Lineage: Eukaryota; Fungi; Ascomycota; Dothideomycetes; Pleosporales
Product: Fe-S cluster assembly protein dre2
Exons: 2
Coding region: 373-1428 (351 amino acids)
Biological process (GO): iron-sulfur cluster assembly
Cellular component (GO): cytoplasm
Molecular function (GO): iron-sulfur cluster binding
Source: RefSeq, a predicted model, not a curated record